This is a messenger RNA of Penicillium oxalicum, 732 nucleotides long. RefSeq names its product Ran GTPase-binding protein YRB1. Lineage: Eukaryota; Fungi; Ascomycota; Eurotiomycetes; Eurotiales; Aspergillaceae. The transcript is spliced from 4 exons. Gene Ontology annotation, cellular component: cytoplasm; nuclear pore. Gene Ontology annotation, biological process: nucleocytoplasmic transport. The record is from RefSeq and is a predicted model, not a curated record. Bases 1 to 732 code for a protein of 243 amino acids. Gene Ontology annotation, molecular function: GTPase activator activity.
AUGUCUGACGUUGCCGAGACUAAGCCCGACCCCGCCACCCAGGCUCCUGAGGCCGAUCAGCCCCAGACCACCACCGAAACCGCGACCGAGAAGGCUACCGAGGCUGCCCAGACAGUGAAAGAGGCUGCUGUGAAGACCUCUGAUAACGUCUUCUCCAUGUUCGGUGGAGGCCCCAAGAAGGAGGAGAAGAAGGAGGACGAGGAGGAGAACGACCGCUCUGGCUCUGCCAAGGCCCAGAAGGAAGAGAAGAAGGAUGAGGACAAAGAGGAGGAUGUUGAGGCUGACAAGGUCGUUGCCGAUGCCAGCUGGGUGAAGACAGAGCUGAAGGAGGUCGUUGAGACCAAGACCCACGAAGAGCUGGAGGAGCAGGUGUUCAAGAUGCGUGCCAAGCUUUUCAAGUUUGACCCUGAGUCUAAGGAGUGGAAGGAGCGCGGUACCGGUGAUGUGCGUCUGUUGAAGCACAAGGAGAACCACAAGACUCGCCUGGUCAUGCGCCGGGACAAGACCCUCAAGGUCUGCGCCAACCACUACGUCGUCCCCGAGAUGAAGUUGAGCCCCAACGUUGGCAGCGACCGCAGCUGGGUGUGGAACACCACCGCCGAUGUGUCCGAGGGCGAGCCGGAGAAGCAGACUUUGGCCAUUCGUUUUGCCAACAGCGAGAAUGCCAACCUUUUCAAGGAGGCGUUCGAGAAGGCCCAGGAGGAGAACGAGAAGCUUUUCAAGGCUGAGUAA